AUGAAUGAUGAUGGAGGAGGCGAAUAUCUGCGGACGGGAAUGGUUGGAUCAUCUUCACCGUCAAGAUCUCUGUCGAAGUCGUCUCCCCCGUCCGCCACCGUGGGAGUCGGCGUUCACGGUGGUGUAAACUACAUACUACACACCGUGACGAAAUUCGAUACUCUUGCGGGUGUGGCAAUCAAAUACGGAGUCGAAGUAUCAGACAUAAAGAAGCAAAACGGGUUGGUGACAGAUCUCCAAAUGUUUGCUCUUAAGACCCUCCAAAUACCAUGUCCCGGGAGACAUCCUCCUUCCCCAAGCUUGUCCAAUGGACAUGAAACUCCUCCACGGCCAAGCAGCUCUCAGCAGUCUGCAUCUAGCCGUAGAUACUCCGAUAUAUUCGAUUCAUUUCCAUCACUAAAACUGAAAGCUUCGUCAGAUGAAAAAAUCUCACCGGCCAUCAGCCUUUUACGAGGCUAUUACGGUCUCAAGUCAGUUGAUCCGAAAGGAGCAUCAGAAGGGUUUGAAAUGUCUGUAUACCGAAAAGGGGGUUCUCACUAUCUAGAAGAUGGGCCAUUCUCGAAUUCGUCCAACCCUCCACUGAGCCACCAUAGAAAAUCCAAGAGUGCCGCCAACUGUUUAGCUGCCGAAAACGGUGAUCGGCUCAUCAUGUCUCAAGAACCAGAAACUAACGACUCGAUUGAGAAGCUGAUCAGGCGGCGCCAAAAAUCCGUUGCCGAUUUCAGCAAAUGCACUCCGGAAAAGCUUCUCAAGGAGGAAAACACAAGCGGCAUUGCAAUUUCGUCGUCCAUCACGGGCAAGGGCUUGGCCCUUAGGCCCAAGUCAGCGGGCCGGACGAAUGGUGAUGGUGAAACAGGUGGAGCGGGCCCGUUUCCUUUGAGUUUGGGGGAUUCUCUCUUAAACGACAGUGGCAAUGGCAGUGGAGUGCGCAAGUCGUCGAGCACGUCGAGUUUGCAGGAUUCGGAAAAUGGGUCAUUGUCGUCCAUUUGGCCCACGUCUAAGUGGAGUCUGAAAUCGGAUUUUCAAGCUCUUUCUGCUGCAGCCAUUACUAGGCCCAUCUUUGAUGGGCUGCCCAAGCCGUCUAAUCGGAAAAACAAAGCAGCACUGGAUUAG
This is a messenger RNA of Striga hermonthica, 1113 nucleotides long. The record is from the annotation of a GenBank genome assembly. NCBI's taxonomy places the organism in Eukaryota, Viridiplantae, Streptophyta, Magnoliopsida, Lamiales, Orobanchaceae.